AUGAGCUACGCCCAGUCGUUUCACAACUGGUGCAAUUACUUGCCGAUGGCUGAGUUCGCCAUCAACAACGCGGUGCAUGCAUCGACAGGGCACGUGAACGCCAUGCGGCAUCCACGGCUUCCGAGUACCCUCGGGGCGGUGCCUUCCUCUUUAAGUGGGGGAGGAUCUACGGUUGCAUCCAAACAACCGCAGAAUUCAGCUGAUACGAACCUAUCAGCUGCGAUGACACGUGCGAGAGCGAGAGCCCGCACACGACAAAGCGACGUGUCAGUGCCAAACACUGACACUGUGAAGAACCACGAGCAGGCGACACCUGCUGCGACGAAGGACAAUAUGUCUGUAAUACAAAUGAAUUCAAAAUUGGUUCAUUGGUUUUGUUAUCAACUCAAAACUUGUCUACUCAUGCAACUUCUGGAUUCGGAACAAGCAAGCUUGCUCCGCGCUUCAUUGGGCCCUUCACAGUGA
This is a messenger RNA of Phytophthora megakarya, 465 nucleotides long. The record is from the annotation of a GenBank genome assembly. NCBI's taxonomy places the organism in Eukaryota, Oomycota, Peronosporomycetes, Peronosporales, Peronosporaceae.